AUGGAUCACUAUCCCGAUGAUCUUCUUAUUCCUGUUGCUGAUAAUCCUAUUGAUGCUGUUACAUCCAUUGUAUUCCCAGAUAUUUUGAGUAGACUUAAUGACAUGUGUUACAUACAGGAACGAUGCAUCCUUUGCCCGACAAACGAUGAUGUUGACAUGAUCAAUUUACAUGUGCUUUCUAAGAUGUCUGGCGACAUGCAUGAAAUGUUAAGUGCUGAUGAGAUUUGUCGAAGUACUCAUAAUUUUGCCGAAUUGGAAAUUAUGUAUUCUUCAGAAUUUCUUAACACGUUGCGGUUCUCAGGAAUUCCAAACCAUGAGUUAAACUUAAAGGAAGACAUGACGAUCAGUUCCAAUUAUCUGAUGAUAAGUGAUUUGAGGCCUAACAUUACUGAUAAGUUGCAAGUACAUGUGAUGGUCUCACGUAAGUGGACAACAUACAACCCUUCAACAGAUCGUGUUUUCUCUUUAGAUCUAAUUCUUUGUGAUGAAAAUGGAUCUUCUAUUCAUGCAAUCAUUGCAAGUUCAUUCAUGUGCAAGUUUACUGAUGUUGUACAAGAGGGAUGUGUUUAUAGGAUAUAUAAAUUCUCGGUUUUACCUUGUCAAUCAUUAUAUCGGCCACUUCGUAAGGACAUCUUUAUUAAAUUUCUUGUUGAUACGUCAAUUGCUGCUUCCCACUUGCCAUCAACAAUCUUUCAACGUUAUGUUUUUGACUUAUUUCCGUUCAAUGAGCUUAGUUCACGUGUUGGUGACGACAAAUAUCUUACAGAUGUCAUUGGGAAUCUUUGUGAGUGGGGUUCUCUUGAGGAAACAACACGACCAUCUAACUCAUGUAAAGUUGGAUUGCGAAAGAUUGUUCUUUCUGAUCAAAGGUAUAAGUUGGUAGUUGAAGUAGCUGAUAAGGAUAAGCAAAUGAGAUGUGUUUUCUUUAAUGAAUAUGCUACUCAACUUAUUGGCCUUACUGUUGGUGAAUUAGUUAAUAUGAAUUUAUUGGAGAUUGACCAUUACAAUUUGGCACCACAAUAUGUGUGUCGUUUCACGGUUACUAAAUACCAUGGUGCAACUUGUAAAAUUCCAAACCAAGAAAAGACGUUGCCUACAAAUGAUGUCAUUUCUCAAUUGCAAACAACUGUUGUCGAAUCAUUGUUGUCUCCAUCAUCUGCAUCAACGGUUGCUUCUAAUAGUAAUGAAAAUGAUGGUGUUACAAAAAGUGUAUCUGAUGAAAAGGAUGUGGAAGAUAGUGACAGAUGUGACAAUGAUGGUGACGAUACUAUUAAAGAUGAUAUUUCUAAGACACCUAUCUCCAUAUGUGGUUUACAAGAUGAUGGAGAAAGUGAAGUUGGUGAUGAUACUAUUGAAGAUGAUAUGUCUAAGACACCUAUCUCCAUAUAUGGAUUACAAGAUGGUGGAGAAAGUGAAGAUGCUUGUGCUGUUAUUGAAGUUGAUUCUUCUGAAAAAUCAUUUAUCGGAUCCUUAAUAACACCAAUGAAGCGUCGACUUCCACGAUUGUGUGACGAGUCUUUGGAAGAUAAUAAUGUUGGUUGA
This is a messenger RNA of Lactuca virosa, 1542 nucleotides long. The record is from the annotation of a GenBank genome assembly. NCBI's taxonomy places the organism in Eukaryota, Viridiplantae, Streptophyta, Magnoliopsida, Asterales, Asteraceae.